Molecule: messenger RNA, 1422 nt
Organism: Acytostelium subglobosum LB1
Lineage: Eukaryota; Evosea; Eumycetozoa; Acytosteliales; Acytosteliaceae
Exons: 2
Coding region: 1-1422 (473 amino acids)
Biological process (GO): rRNA processing
Cellular component (GO): cytoplasm; nucleolus; preribosome, small subunit precursor
Molecular function (GO): snoRNA binding
Source: RefSeq, a predicted model, not a curated record
AUGGGAAAAGAAAAGAUAACUAGAAAGAUUGCACCAAGACAUGACCCAUUGGGAAAACAGAUUGUCGAUUCACAGAAUGCUCACAAGGUGUCAAGAGAGAGGACAGGAAAGGGUAUGCUCAAGAAAAAGAGAAACGAUAUCAAUGAUGAAUACGUAGACGAGACAGAGUCCGUCAUACCAAAACAGUUGUCAAAGAAAAUCAUGUCAGCAAUAAGAGAGCAACAGCAAGAGAUCAACGAUGAGGAGAUUGAAGAGUCUAUUCUAGCAAAGGUCGCAGCCAACAGCAGCAGGGGCAGCACAACAACACAGGGUGAGCGUGAGCGUCAACAAUCACGUCUGCUCUCAUUCCAAGACGAUUUGGAGGAAGAGGAGGAUCCAUCCAUUUACCGUGACGACGAAGGCGACAACGAAGAUAACUUUGAUGACUUUGGAAAUGAUGACAACGAGCGUGACUUUGACGAGGAGAUCAUCGAAGAGAUUGACGCUGAGGACGAGAAGAUUCUGUCCAUGUUUAUGAAUGGACAUGGUGGUGUUGGCACCAAAGGUGGCAUCCGUUUCACACUGGGUGAACUCAUUGAGAGCAAGCUGAAGGAACAAGAGGCUAAGACUGUCGAUCCCAAGAACCAACUCGAUCCAAAGGUGGUGGAUGUCUUCACAAAGGUUGGUCUUUUGCUGCAUUCGUACACGGCAGGAAAGAUCCCUCGUGCAUUCCGUAUCCUUCCAAACUUUGCCAACUGGGAGGACUUGCUCUACCUAACACGUCCAGACAAGUGGUCUCCAAAUGCUACAUUCGUUGCCACCAAGUUGUUCUGUAUGGGAACAAAUGCCAAACUAACCCAAAGAUUCCUCUCUAUUGUGUUACUUCCAAAGAUAAGGGAUGAUAUUGCCGAUCAUAAGAAGCUCAACUUCCACUAUUACAUGGCGUUGAAGAAAUCACUCUAUAGACCACAGGCCUUCUACAAGGCCAUUCUGUUGCCAUUGGCCGAGGGUGGCGACUGCACACUGCUCGAGGCAAAGAUCGUGGCAAGCGUUGUGGCCAAGGUCUCCAUCCCCGUGUUACAUUCUUCAGUGGCCCUCAUCAAACUUGCGGGACUCACAGAGUACAAUGGAGCCACCAGCAUCUUUAUCAGGACACUUAUAGACAAGAAGUAUUCUCUGCCCUACCGAGUGAUCGAUGCUUUGGUUCGUCAUUUUGUCUCCUUCAACGAAGAGCGUCGUCAAUUGCCCGUUUUAUGGCACCAUUCCCUGUUGGUCUUUGUGCAACGUUUCAAGAAUGACAUCAAGACCGAUCAGAAGGAGGCCAUACGUACUCUGUUGAGACAUCAGACGCAUCACAUCAUCACCAAUGAAAUAAGGAGAGAGAUAUUCCCCAACAACAACAUCAGCAACAACAAAGGAGGAGAUGUAACAAUGUCUGGAUAA